CUCCCUGCACUGGAACUUGCAUUAGCUGGGCUGCUUCACCUCGUGUGGGCUGCCGGAGAGCACUGCAUUUCAGUUGUUUGAUCCUCCCAUCAUCCUGGCCCGACACCAUGGGAGUGACUUGUGUGUCCCAGAUGCCCGUGGCCGAGGGCAAGAGUGUCCAGCAGACCGUGGAGCUCCUCACCCGGAAAUUGGAGAUGCUUGGAGCAGAGAAGCAAGGAACAUUUUGUGUGGACUGUGAGACCUACCACACGGCUGCCUCUACCCUUGGCAGCCAAGGUCAGGCCGGGAAGCUGAUGUAUGUGAUGCACAAUUCCGAGUACCCUCUGAGCUGCUUCGCCCUCUUUGAGAAUGGCCCUUGCCUUGCUGCUGACACCAACUUUGAUGUGCUCAUGGUGAAGCUCAAGGGCUUUUUCCAGAGUGCCAAGGCCAGCAAGAUCGAGACCCGGGGCACCCGCUACCAGUACUGUGACUUCCUAGUGAAGGUGGGCACGGUUACAAUGGGGCCCAGUGCCCGAGGCAUCUCCGUGGAGGUGGAAUAUGGCCCCUGUGUGGUAGCUAGCGACUGCUGGAGCCUGCUGCUUGAGUUCCUGCAGAGCUUUCUAGGCAGCCACACCCCAGGGGCUCCCGCUGUGUUUGGGAACAGGCACGACGCCGUCUACAGCCCAGCAGACACCAUGGUCCAGUACAUGGAGCUCUUCAACAAGAUCCGCAAGCAGCAGCAGGUGCCGGUGGCGGGGAUUCGUUAGUGACUGGCAGCUGCCCGGCUGAGCUGUCGCCAGGGGGACUCCACAGGAGGAGCAGGUGCUGCACCCUCAGGCCUCUGGACCCCAGAAACCCAGGGCAGACGGGAAGGUUUUCCUCCCUCUCUAGUUCCCAGCUGUGGCUUUUGUUCUGGGGCUCUGGACUCCCCUCCCCUGACCCUCACACACAGCCCCCCGACAGCUGUUUCAGCUGAACUUGGCCUGUCCUCAAGAACAGUAAUUAUGAAGAGUGGAGAAGUUUGGAGCUUUCCUGCUUUAGGGGAAAAGAUAGGAUGGGGGUGUCUCUGCCUAGUGAGGGUGGGGAAGGCAGUCUGUAUUGCUAACUACUGGGGAUUUGGUCCAGGCCCACAGUGGACAGGCUGCAGGUUGUGUUUGGGGUGGGCUGUAAUAAAGGCCUCUCCCUCUGCUCAAAGGAUGUGGCUGGGCCCCUCCUGGAAAAGGAGUAAGAGGCACAGCUUAUUUGAUGGUUAUCAUUUUCUGACCUGUUUGCUGAAGUGAAUUGUGAGUUCACUUUUCUGGGGUGUUUCCUGAGUCCUUUGAAGUCUUCCUCUGGACAUCUUUCCAUUCUGUUGUGAAUUAUAUUAAGGCACAGGCUAAGGUGCUAUAACAAGGAGAACCUAAAGUACAGUGGCUUUUAGAAGUUUAUUUUUCUCUUUUCUAAUAGUACAGAGGUAAUCAAAUGGUCCAGGGCAGAUUGAACUCCACAGGGUCAUCAGGAACUUGGUUUCCUUCCGUCUUGUUCAGCCACCCCUAGGGUGUUGUCCUUGGGUGAGUCAAAGUAGACAUCGGCUCCGUGUCCACAUUCCACUGAGGAAAGAGAGAGAGAGAGCAGUU
Messenger RNA from Physeter macrocephalus (sperm whale), 1595 nucleotides. RefSeq names its product mediator complex subunit 20 (gene MED20). The transcript has 4 exons. Gene Ontology annotation, molecular function: transcription coactivator activity. The coding region runs from base 108 to 746 and encodes 212 amino acids. Gene Ontology annotation, biological process: regulation of transcription by RNA polymerase II. The record is from RefSeq and is a predicted model, not a curated record. Gene Ontology annotation, cellular component: mediator complex. Lineage: Eukaryota; Metazoa; Chordata; Mammalia; Artiodactyla; Physeteridae.